AUGCGGGGGAGGGGCGUCACCUGAGGGCGGGGCUCUCAGGUCUUGGGGAUCCAUUGUUGGCUAACCCCAACUUCCGAUACGACCCGGAGCUGUUCCUGCAGUUCCGGAGACAAUUCAUGGGUCUUGGGGGCACCGAGACGCUGCCCCUGACCAGCACAAGACCCCUUUCUAUGGCGCCAGUCCUGUGGUCUCCGCACCUCUCCAGCUCCUGCACCCCCGGCCCCGUGGUUUCCAGCCGCACAAUCGCGUGUCCUGAGUAGCGUGAGGACACGGGGCUGGGCAGGUGCCAGGAGCCCGCCGCCUCUCCUCCUCCCCCGCCCGCCGCCUGGCCCUCCCCUACCAGGCUGAGCCUCUGGGUGCUAGAAGCGCGGGGCCUCCGGGGGAAUACGUGCGGUCCCUCGCUCCGCGUGCGCCUACGCCUUCUGCUCCAGUUGCUUUACCAAUUGAGCGGAAAAGCCGGGGCAUGUUGCCGGGGCCCUGGGCGGGACUGUUGUGCACCUUCCCGCCCACGGGCUGCCCAGUCCCUCUGCUUGCGGCCCCUGCCAACGUCCCCCAGGUUGGAAACCAGACCCUGCAGCCCCCAGCCAGCCCAAAGGAAGCCCAGACUGACGUCGCAGGGUAAUGGGGAUCCAGAGGUAGCUCUGUGGGGCCCCAUCAGAGCUUAGCAGGGCUUUCUGUGUGACACCGUGGGACCUGAACUGGGGAGGUCCCCUUUGCUUAGAAUUACAGGGGGCAACUGUAGGAAACAAUUACAUCUAUUAUGUGCUAAGGAUUGAGAGUUCCAUGGAUUGAGGCCCUCUCUAGAAGGCUUAGAAGUGGGGUAGACGGGGUGUGUGUCUGACUUUGUGUUUUGCUGGGGUGGUGGUGAGUGGGUGUAGAAACUAACCUAGUGCCAAGUGCAGUGUCUGUCAACUAGUAAGUUAAUAAACCUUCCAUGAAUGAAUGAGAAGGUUCUGUGACUGAGGGAGCAGGGCUAGAGAGGGCAUCUCUGCUCAUCCCCCCCCUGCCUCCCCUGGGCUCAUGCAGACAAAAGUAAUUAGGUUGAACCUUUAAUCAAAGCUGGUUUCACAGGCAAGCAGACAUGAUAGAGGAGGUAAAGGCAGAAAUCCUGGGGACACAGGGUGCUGGCCUGGCUCACAGGCAUGCCUCCUUCUGGGACCUCCUCCACCCCCUGCAGUUUGGUGAUCAGUAAUCUCUUGUUUUCUUGUUUCCCUCAGGACACUGGGUCCCCUAGGAGCCUCCCCAGGCUUAAUGAUUGUCCAGGAGGUGGCUAUAAAGGGAGCCUGGGAGGCUGGGUGGAGGAGGGAGCAGAAAAAAUCCAACUCAGCAGAUCUGGGAACUGUGAGAGUGGCAAGCAGGAGCUGUGGUCAAAGGCUGUGCGUCUUGGCUGGUAGGGCCUGCUCUUUUCUACCAUGGCAGCCCAGGGCUAUGGCUAUUAUCGCACUGUGAUCUUCUCGGCCAUGUUUGGGGGCUACAGCCUGUAUUACUUCAAUCGCAAGACCUUCUCCUUUGUCAUGCCAUCAUUGGUGGAAGAGAUCCCUUUGGACAAGGAUGAUUUGGGGCUCAUCACCAGCAGCCAGUCAGCAGCUUAUGCUAUCAGCAAGUUUGUCAGUGGAGUGCUGUCUGACCAGAUGAGUGCUCGCUGGCUCUUCUCUUCUGGGCUGCUCCUGGUUGGCCUGGUCAACAUAUUCUUUUCCUGGAGCUCCACAGUACCUGUCUUUGCUGCCCUCUGGUUCCUUAAUGGCCUGGCCCAGGGGCUGGGCUGGCCCCCAUGUGGGAAGGUCCUGAGGAAGUGGUUUGAGCCAUCUCAGUUUGGCACUUGGUGGGCCAUCCUGUCAACCAGCAUGAACCUGGCUGGAGGGCUGGGCCCUAUCCUGGCAACCGUCCUCGCCCAGAGCUACAGCUGGCGCAGCACGCUGGCCCUGUCUGGGGCACUGUGUGUGGUUGUCUCCUUCCUCUGUCUUCUGCUCAUCCACAAUGAACCUGCUGAUGUCGGACUCCGCAACCUGGACCCCACACCCUCUAAGGGCAAGAAGGGCUCCUUGAAGGAGGAGAGCACCCUACAGCAGCUGCUGCUAUCCCCUUACCUGUGGGUGCUCUCCACUGGUUACCUUGUGGUGUUUGGAGUAAAGACCUGCUGUACUGACUGGGGCCAGUUCUUCCUUAUCCAGGAGAAAGGACAGUCAGCCCUUGUAGGUAGCUCCUACAUGAGUGCCCUGGAAGUUGGGGGCCUUGUAGGCAGCAUCGCAGCUGGCUACCUGUCAGACCGGGCCAUGGCAAAGGCGGGACUGUCCAUCUACGGGAACCCUCGCCAUGGCCUGUUGCUGUUCAUGAUGGCUGGCAUGACAGUGACCAUGUACCUCUUCCGGGUAACAGUGACCAGUGACUCCCCCAAGCUCUGGAUCCUGGUAUUGGGAGCUGUAUUUGGUUUCUCCUCGUAUGGUCCCAUUGCCCUGUUUGGAGUCAUAGCCAACGAGAGUGCCCCUCCCAACUUGUGUGGCACCUCCCACGCCAUUGUGGGACUCAUGGCCAAUGUGGGCGGCUUUCUGGCUGGGCUGCCCUUCAGCACCAUUGCCAAGCACUACAGCUGGAGCACAGCCUUCUGGGUGGCUGAAGUGAUUUGUGCAGCCAGCACAGCUGCCUUCUUCCUCCUACGAAACAUCCGCACCAAGAUGGGCCGAGUGUCCAAGAAGGCUGAGUGAAGAGAGUCCAGGUUCCAGAGCACCAUCCCACGGUGGCCUUCCCCCUGCACGCUGUGGGGGGGAGAAAAGGCGGGGCCUGCUUGGCUAGCCCUGAACCUUUCACUUUCCAUUUCUGCGCCUUUUCCCUCACCCAGGUGGCGCUGGAAGCUAUCAGUGGCUAGUGAGGUCCCAGUUUCCCCGGUCCUAUGCUCUAUUUAAAAGAUAACCUUUGGCCUUAGACUCCAUUAGCUCCUAUUUCCUGCCUUCAGACAAACAGAAAACUUCUGCAGUCAGGAAGCCUCCUGUACCCUUCUUCUUUUCCUAGGCCCCAUCCUGUCCCCAUCCUACCCCAUCCCCACCUGAAGUGAGGCUAUCCCUGCAGCUGCAGGGCACUAAUGGCCCUUGACUUCUGCUGGGCCCUAAGUCCUCUCAGCAGUGGGCGACAGCUGUUGCCAAUACCUCAGACUCCAGGGAAAGAGAGGCGGCUAUCACUCUCACUGUACCACUAGGCGCAGUUGGGUAUAGGUGGGAA
This is a messenger RNA of Macaca mulatta (Rhesus monkey), 3213 nucleotides long. Lineage: Eukaryota; Metazoa; Chordata; Mammalia; Primates; Cercopithecidae. The record is from RefSeq and is a predicted model, not a curated record.